GGAUGAUCUGGAGCUAGAGUCCAACUUAAUCCUUUGUCUCCCCCCCCGCCUUGUGUGACAGGACCUUCCUUUGUCUGGGCCACAUACAUAUGUACAUACAUACAAUGCAGGACCCUACCACCCCGUCCAAGCCGCCAUCAUCCCGGCAGCCCUCUUCGUUAGCUUGUGUAUCCUGUCGCCGCCGCCAUUUAAAGUGCGAUGCCCUGCUGCCAGCCUGUACUCGCUGCCAAUCCACCAAUUCAGAAUGUCGUUAUGUACGGUCGAGGCGAGGAUUGCGUACCAAACAGAGCAAUCAAUCCCCCCCGCGAUUCGACGAACAAAUGUUGACUGCAGACGAUUUUGCUACCUGGCUGAAUGCCACCACUCUGUCAACAGACUUGGAGGCAGAUCCGGCGCUUCUCCAUGGGCUCGAAACGCCGCCAGUAUGGGAUAUUCCUUGCCUCCAAGAUGAUACCACCACAACGACCUGGCACGAACCAGAGCCGGUCGCAAGGAUUGCCCCUGAGAUAGCUUAUGAUCCAAUGGUGCAGUUAUACUAUCAAAACUUUCAUCGGUCCCACCCUUUCUUGAUACCGAGAAAGGUACUUCAUUCUCCCCUUCAGCACCGGAUACCUCCCUAUAUCACCGGGAUUAUGCGGUACAUUGGCGCACAUUAUUACCCCGAUGUAAGAUUCAAGGAAGAAUUCCGGCCGGCAGCAUAUACAGUUCUAUCCGAUGUCACCCCGCGGGACGGGUUCAAAGUUCAAGGACUGCUGUUACUUGCGAUCAUCGAGCAUGCCCAUGGCCAAGAAGAGAACGCGCAUAUGAAAAUCCAAAUGGCGAUUGAUCUCGCCCUAGAGCUGGGAAUGAACCGUUCUAGUUUCGCUCUCAUAAACUCCGAGGGUAAUUCGGUGCUCGCCGAAAGCUGGCGUAGGACAUUUUGGGAAUUGUAUGUUGUAGACGGGUUGUUGGCAGCUAUGCGAGACCAAAGCUCGUAUCGUCUUUUCUCCCAGAAGGCGGAUGUCCGAUUGCCUUGCGCUGAGGAGCUUUAUAAUUCUGCUAGUGAGAUCACGCCAAAUACACGAACCCUGAACGAUCUCAAACAGAGCUGGUCUCUCGACCAAUGCAGCUCCUCCUUCACUUACCGAAUUGAAGCUGCGCGGAACCUCGGGCUAGUCAUGGAAGUGAACCGCUCACUGGAUGUUGACCUCAAAGCCCGGGUUGAGACAGUUGACGCCACUCUUGUCUCGUCGCUUAUGCAAAUACCUUCAUCUCAAGAUGGCACCUCUUUAGACAUCUCGAAUAUUGACGAAAUGCUCUUCCAAGCAGAGAUGAUCACCUACCUCGCAUUGAUAUAUCUCCACCACCCUCGUUCCAGCAUGCGCUUUGCUUCUUUCCACGCUCGAACAUGGUGCACCCGGCUCCGAGUCUGCAACAACAACCCACCGCCUACGGAACUGGAUCUGCAUUCGCAAAAGUUCCUUCGCGCGGCGGAUAUGUUAUCCAAUCUCGUCACUCUGCCGAGUACGAUCAAGUCCCGCACUCCGUUCUUUACAUGUGCUCUGGCAAUGUGUGUUAUUGUGCACACGGCAGCAUGCCUGAUCAUGUCGACGCCUGACAAGGUCGAGUCGCUCAAGACGCGAAUUCAACUGAGCAUCGGUGGUCUGAAUAUGCUGGGCAAGUCCUGGCCGUUGGCAAAGAUGGUGAGGCAGCAGAUGGUGAACAUGUACCAAGAGGUCGGGUUGCGUUGAAUGUCGCGUUCCCUUCUUGGAUAUGUUUCAUGUUCUACUCUCCCGCACGCGGCGGACGGCUGGUCGCCUCUCACGGCACCUUCAUAAUAUAUGUCUGAAUAAAUCACCCGGCUGGACAAAGGCAUAAUUAUGCUAAACAUGCUGCAUGUGGGACAUCUUAGAGACCGUCGAAGCUGGCCUGUUGACGAAUGGGAAAGAACCGGAUGAUGGAGGAAAUCAUCCGGAGGAUAACCCCGAGCGUAUGCUCUCACUUGAGAGACUGGCGUUCUCACUUUCCUGACUACGGUCCUAAGAAGGCCUCAGGUUGAGUCGAGCUUCGUACCUUGUGCUCUUUUUUCGGAUAUUGAACCGGCGACAAUCAAACACAAACUAGACUUGAAUGCCGCUCAAAGAUUGGCAACUAUUUAAAAUGGAUUCAGUAUUAGUGGAGGGUAUAGCAUCUAGAGAGGGCAGUGACUCAACUUCAUUCUGUUUGUCUGACAUGACUUGCAUGCCUGCGAGCGAUGCCUCAAAGUUACCAUACUAUAUACCCGUGUUUUUUGGUCUGAUAGAGAGAGAAAGCCAUAGAUACCAGAAGACAAUUAGAACAGAUUAUUGUGACG
Messenger RNA from Aspergillus caelatus, 2332 nucleotides. Its product is annotated as Zn(II)2Cys6 transcription factor. Gene Ontology annotation, biological process: DNA-templated transcription; regulation of DNA-templated transcription. Gene Ontology annotation, molecular function: DNA binding; DNA-binding transcription factor activity, RNA polymerase II-specific; zinc ion binding. Lineage: Eukaryota; Fungi; Ascomycota; Eurotiomycetes; Eurotiales; Aspergillaceae. The transcript has 4 exons. The record is from RefSeq and is a predicted model, not a curated record. Bases 90 to 1730 code for a protein of 546 amino acids.